UUUAUCGCCAUUAACCAUUUCUGUUUUUUGAAUAGAGUUCUUCAAACUGUUCUUUUAUCGCUAAUUUGACUAUGCCAAUUGUGCUUCAUGUGGAAAUAUUUAACUUCACAGGUUUUAUUCAAGUCAGAAAUAUUGUGUAAUAUGACCGAAUCUAUCUGAAUACACUGUACAACGACGAACGUCAUUUUAAGGGUUAGAGCGAGUAAAAAACAUUUCAGAAACUUGCUGGAAGACCGUCAAGAAGAUGUUGCAUGGAUUGUUGUAACUGCAUUCUAGUGUCCACAUCGUGUCAUUAGAUACAUCUAUGCACCUCCUCAUAAAGAUCAGCUGACCAUCUAAGGGCGUGAAGUUCUUCCAACCUUCUAAAUAUCUGCUUCUACUUCAUUCAAAGAGCAUUUAAACUUAAAGAACCAUGGAUAUUAAAACCGAGUCUGAAGAUAAUCUGGACUGUGAUCGGCCCGCGCCCAUUGAAGUUUUUGCCAGCAGGUCUACGCUCCAUGGCAUCUCACACAUGUUCAGUUAUGAACGCCAGUGCAUCAAACGAUGCAUCUGGAUCAUGUUUUUCAUGGGUUCGUUUUCGUUCUUGGUGCUUGUUUGCGUGGACCGCAUCAAGUUUUACUUUCAGUACCCCCAUGUCACAAAACUGGACGAGGUCACCGCACCAAUGAUGGCGUUUCCUGCCAUUACCUUCUGCAACCUGAACGCUUUCCGCUUCAGCCGCGUGACGCGCAACGACCUGUACCACGCGGGCGAGCUGCUCGCGCUGUUAAACGGCAGACUCCUGGCAUUUCAGAUGUCCAUCCGGUUUGUUUGCAAACAACUGACACAAUUGUCCGCAAUGUAACUUCCUGUUGCCUUGCGG
Sinocyclocheilus anshuiensis is the source of this 862-nucleotide messenger RNA. Its product is annotated as acid-sensing ion channel 1-like. Bases 413 to 844 code for a protein of 143 amino acids. The record is from RefSeq and is a predicted model, not a curated record. Gene Ontology annotation, cellular component: plasma membrane. Lineage: Eukaryota; Metazoa; Chordata; Actinopteri; Cypriniformes; Cyprinidae. Gene Ontology annotation, molecular function: ligand-gated sodium channel activity. Gene Ontology annotation, biological process: sodium ion transmembrane transport. The transcript has 2 exons.